This is a messenger RNA of Linum tenue, 393 nucleotides long. The record is from the annotation of a GenBank genome assembly. NCBI's taxonomy places the organism in Eukaryota, Viridiplantae, Streptophyta, Magnoliopsida, Malpighiales, Linaceae.
AUGAAAUUUGAGGAGAAAGAUGGCAUCGACUACGCCGCCGUCACCGUCCAGCUCCCCGGAGGCAAGAGGGUCCCUUUCCUCUUCACGGUGAAGCAGCUCAUUGCUUCUGGAAAACCAGAGAGCUUCAGCGGCGAGUUUUUGGUUCCCAUCUACAGAGGGUCGUCGUUCUUGGACCCAGAGGGCAGAGGCGGGUCCCAGGGUUAUGACAACGCGGUGGCGCUGCUCCUGGUGGGAGAGGGGAUGAGGAAGAGCUGGCGAAGGAGAAUGUCAAGAACGCGUCUCAUACCCGCUUCUUCUUCUUGCUGGUGUAAGCAGGGGAAUUUGGGGAGUCCCCAUCAUCGUGGUGAUCUUGCAACUGUUGCUGAUGUAGUUUCAUUGGGGAAGCGGCGGUGA